Molecule: messenger RNA, 650 nt
Organism: Saccostrea echinata
Lineage: Eukaryota; Metazoa; Mollusca; Bivalvia; Ostreida; Ostreidae
Exons: 2
Coding region: 29-421 (130 amino acids)
Source: RefSeq, a predicted model, not a curated record
GAUCUACCAUUACUCUACUUGAAUUAUUAUGGAGGCAAAAUCUAGUGCCCAGAAGCUCCAGAGUCUUCUUAUUAACCAUGACAAAGUCCGGACACAGAUCAAAUUGCUAGAGAGGUUGAUCCAGAGACAUCAUCGCCAGGCAGUCAGAUCCAUUAACCUAGGCCAGAAAGGACAAGCUCUACAUUACAUGGGCUGCAAGAUUGUGGUCCAGUCAGUGAAAUACUUCUACCAGCAGUAUUCCAUUAGGAGCUGGAUACGGGUACAGACCAUGGCCCGGGAGAUCAUGCUGACCCUGGACCCUGGGAAUGUCCCCCCACCCUUGGUUAUUCCUGAGGAGGACUUCACUUUUCAGGAGGAACAGACCCUCAAGUACCAGCAUGCCCUGGCUGUCGCCCACUGUAACUUCUCCAGGACAAGCUAGUGUGACUUUUGUGUCUAUAUUGCUUUGAGAUACAGUGUUCCUGUGGAUGUGGGAUAUUUUAUUGUGAUCUGUGAUUUCACUGUGUAGGAGUACUGUUGCAUUACCCUGACUGACAAAAGAAAUGUUUAAGAUUGUCUUUGAAGUAUUGUUGUGUAUUUUGUAUGUUAUUUAUACAUUCAUUUUAUGCUUGCUCAUUUUAAUUAAUACUGAGAUCAUGUGAAAUUUUUAU